Molecule: messenger RNA, 3249 nt
Organism: Musca domestica (house fly)
Lineage: Eukaryota; Metazoa; Arthropoda; Insecta; Diptera; Muscidae
Exons: 7
Coding region: 129-3128 (999 amino acids)
Source: RefSeq, a predicted model, not a curated record
UCAAUUUCGAAAUAAAACUUCAUUUGAAAUAUUUUUAUUUUGUAGUAUAAUUUACAAAAUCAAAAUUUUCUUUCAAUCAUUGGCAAACUUAUUUUUUUCUGGUUUGAAAAUUUAAAUAAAAUCUGAAAAUGAAUACCAACGAAAAUCCAUUAAAUUUGACGGCUACCCCGGGAGUUGCGACAAAUGUCGCUGGAGGUGUGGGUUAUAUUGUCGAUAUAAUUGUUAUACGUUUGGAAAUAAGCGACAAGGAUGCCAAACAAUUGGUGGACAAAGAUCCCUCCUUGCUGGUGGUGGAGGCAACAUUCAAUAGAGAAGAUCUGAAAAUUACUUCAAGCCGUAUUAAUGUCAUUGAAUUCAAGUCGGGUAAAAGUUUUGAAUUUAUCGAAAAUCCCAGUGUGCUCAAAGAUGAUUUAAUGAAAAAUAAAUUGAAAUUGAAAAUAAAACAUGCCGGAAAGGAUUUGGGUAUUGCCGCUGUGGAUUGGCCGGAGAGCUUUUUAAAUUGUCUCAUCGAUCCUGCAUGUAUGGGAGAGUUGACACAUGUCUUUGAAUCGGAAUAUCGUAAUUGUGAUACCGAUAAGAAAUGUGGAACGAUUGAGGUGAUUGUGAGGCUACAAACAAAAUGUUCGGAAUGGAACGACGAGGAUGUGUGUGGACCUCGAGAAGAUGUUGCCAAGGCCGCAAAUAAAAUAAUUGAUCCCAAUGACAUUUUAUUUGUGGUGGGUGAAGAUAAAAAUCCCUGUUGCUGUUCCCAGGUUGGCCUGAUACCUGCCACCGAUUCGGAUAAAGCAUUGCAUCCUACUUGCUUGGAUCUGUCCAAUUUUCGUUCUGUAAAUGGGAAAACUGUACCUAAUACUGAUAUACUGAAUACAUUGGAUCCAGCUUGUGGGGAAUUGAAAAAGGUCACCAAUCAAUACCAAAAGCUAAUCGAUUCCCUAAUGGGUAAACCAAAACCCUCACCCUGCUGUUCGAAGAAAGCGGAAACACAAGCCCAUCCUGAUCCAUGCUUAACUUCGUGCAACACGAAUAAACCGGUCGCCAGUAGUUCAUGUACCGAUUUUAACCCAACGAAUAAUUAUAACCAUAGCCAAAUGUCGCAGUCAAAUGUUUGUUCGGAUGAGGGUCUCUUUGCACCCGAAAAUAUUGUGAAUUUUUGUCAUAAGAAUUCGGUGCCAGAAUUAAUCGAAAAUGUUCCUGUUCAGUCAAGGUGCUGUCCUCUAUGUAAAGAAAAUCUCUCAUGGUUACCGAAAUUGGCGGCAUGUCCAAAAUGUGGAUAUAAACCCAUACCGCAAUUUGAUGAGAAACCCUAUAACGAUCAGCUGACUGCCAAUGAAAUUCUACUCGGCUAUAUGGAAAAAGGAUCCUCAUGUGGUGACGACGAAGACCCAAUUGAUAAGAACUGUCCACAAACAGACCAGUCAAAAUCCCACUGUCGCUGCACUUGUAACCCGAAGAAGGUUUGCGCCUAUUGUCGUAUACGAAAACUUUGUGCAGAUGUAUUUCAAUCCGAUGGCCAGCGCAAAGAAGAUGAAUGUGGAAAAUGUGAAACAAAAUCAUCGGAACUAUAUAAUAUUUGUAAAACCAAUAGCAAGGAUUGUCGUCCACAUUUGACGAGGGUCUUCUCCGAGCUGAAGGAUCUUUAUGAUAUACGCGAUAUAAAGAAGAAAGAUUUCGAAAAAGAUGAACGAUGUGAAAGAGAAUUAAAUCGUGGCAAGGGCAACCAAAGGGCGUGUGAUAAACAAAAUAAAGAGAAACUGAAUUGCCGAACAAAAGCCAAAGGUCAAGUGGAUGAGUCGGAAAGAAGGCAGUUUUUGGUGAAGAAUUUCCAAAGCGCGCGAAAAGUUUGCCGUGGCAAAGCCUACAAUUACCGCAUGGUCCGCAAAUAUCCGGGCGUACAGGUGGGACACAAAACCUGCAUCAAUGGUUUUGCUGGUCGUAAAAAUGUCCCUCCCAAUAUGGGUUGGUUGUGGAAUGUAGAAGCCAAGGGCAUAAGGGCCGGUUGGAAACCUGGUGCCAUACGCAAACCCAUUAAGGAGUUAAUGAAAUAUUUCCUACGUGAUUUCCCAGCAGAUACUUUGAGGGUAUCCCAAUAUUCCUAUCGACGUCGCCGUAAUGGCUAUGGUAAUCAAGGUGGAGAAGAAGAGGAAGAAUUGCUACAAAAACCCACUUUGCAUAUUUGUAAAAAGAAUGGUGAAUAUUUCAUAACCCUGCGGCCACUUAAGGACCCCGAGGCACUCAAAGAAUGUGCCGAUCCAUAUCUGAAUAUGCAACCUAUACAAUUUAAAAUUAUUAAAAAUCCUCUGGCCAUGGAAAUGCGUAAACUUAAGAAAUGCCUCAAGGGGAUGGGCUUCAGCAAAUGCACAUGCCACAAACCCAUUGUGGAUUGUUUUUGUCGCAGUUUCUUGGAUAAGAAACGUCUGGAAUAUCAGUGUAACAAAGAGGCACGGAAUAGGAAACUGCCCUUGUGUAAUGAUAGCCUGGUACUAUCCGAUACAACGGAGAGUGAAACGGAAUUUGAUUUUGGUGUUACACCCCCAGCUGGGGUGAUAAAACCGGAAAGGCUUAAGAAACGUAAUUUUGUCAAUACUGGCAGUCAGUACGAUGAACAGGAUUGGAAUGUGCCGCCGCUGUAUCCCAAGGAGCCCAAUAAGUAUAUGAAAUUAUAUAAUUGUGCGAUUGGAGAGCGUUUUGGCAAAGCUUUUGGACCCUAUGGUCCGGGGGGUUAUACCCCAGGAGCGGUGCCAACGGCUGGAGUCUAUGGCGGUUGUGGUGGCCGAGGAGGUGGCGGUAAGGCCGGUGGUCGUGGUGGUGCCGCUGGCAGAUGGUCCGCAGGAAUGGGUGGUAAAGGCAAGGGCGUUGCUGGAGCCAAGGGUUCUGCAAAUAAACCUAAUCUUCCAGGUGGUGGCACCGUCGACAUGAUGAAAUAUUUGAAUAAAUCCAAAGGUCGUAAAUUAUCACCAGCUGAAUUGGCUGAGAAGAGAAAGAAACGUCUGCGGGAAUUAGCCGGUGUGGCUCCACCCUUGAUUUGCAUGGUCGAUAGACGUGCCAAGCCCGUCGAUCCCUGUAUUAUUCCUUGUCAGCCGUUGACUUGUUGUGGUGAUGUCUGUUUGCGUGAUACUCGUAUUUGUUAAAUUAAUAUUCAGAAAAUAAUAAAAAAAAUCAAAAUUAAAUCCAAAAGAAUAUAAUGAAAAAAGCUUUUUUAAAAAAAUAUUUUUAAUAAAUAAUUAUACAUUUGAGGCAGUGCAAAGGUUA